CGCGCCCGCCGCCGGCCACACGUGACCGCGGCGCACGUGACAGCGGCACACGUGACCGCCCGGCGCCACGUGACGCGGGCCGGCAGCGCGGAGGAGCGGGAAGGGAGCGGUGCAGCCAUGGUGUCCAAAAAGCAGCUGGCAGACUUUGGCUACAAGGCGUUCUCGGGCUCCAUGAUGCUGCUGACGGUGUACGCCGGGUACCUGUGCAGUGUCCGCGUCCAGAGGAUGCUCCAGCACCGCCGUGAGCGGGAGAACGCGCCUGGCCCCGAGAGCUGAGCCUGCACUGGGAGCUGGGACCGGCCCCGGGAGCUGGGACCUGCACUGGGAGCUGGGAUGGGACCCCAGGAGCUGGGACCGGCCCCAGGAACUGGGACUGGCCCCAGGAGCUGGGACUGGCCCCAGGAGCUGGGAUGGGACCCCAGGAGCUGGGACCGGCCCCAGGAGCUGGGACUGCUCCCAGGAGCUGGGAGGGACCCCGGGAGCUGGGACUGGCCCCAGGAGCUGGGACCGAGCUCACGCUGGACCAGCCCCACCUUCCCGGUCCCCCCUGGGCUGGGGGAGGCAGAUGGAGUGCAAUAAAGCCCGUGUGAAAGUGA
Molecule: messenger RNA, 596 nt
Organism: Parus major (Great Tit)
Lineage: Eukaryota; Metazoa; Chordata; Aves; Passeriformes; Paridae
Product: cytochrome c oxidase assembly protein COX14 homolog
Exons: 2
Coding region: 118-276 (52 amino acids)
Biological process (GO): mitochondrial respiratory chain complex IV assembly
Cellular component (GO): mitochondrion
Source: RefSeq, a predicted model, not a curated record